AUGCCCCUCGAGGAGUUGAACUUGUCAUCUCCGACACCGGUACCUCCUGGAUCGGUGCUCCUCACUCCAUCAUCUCCGCCGUCCUCAAGGCAACUGGAGCCAGAUUCGAAUGGAUCACUGAGCUCUACGUGGUCCCUUGCUCCACAAUGCAAACUCAACCGGACAUCAUUUGGAGGCAUCCAAUAUAAUGUAAAAUCCGUUGAGUACAUUUUGGACCUCAGAUUGGGAAAGGGGAAUUGUGCGUUGACGUUCUUCGGAAUGACCUACAUGGGCUUCGGACCGUCUUGGAUUCUUGGAGACACUUUUAUUCGGCAAUACUGUAAUAUUUAUGACAUCGGAAAGGAGAGAAUUGGCUUUACGAUGGCUAAACAUAGUUUUUAG
Messenger RNA from Caenorhabditis briggsae, 381 nucleotides. Gene Ontology annotation, biological process: cell death; proteolysis. NCBI's taxonomy places the organism in Eukaryota, Metazoa, Nematoda, Chromadorea, Rhabditida, Rhabditidae. The record is from RefSeq and is a predicted model, not a curated record. Gene Ontology annotation, cellular component: lysosome. Gene Ontology annotation, molecular function: aspartic-type endopeptidase activity. The transcript has 2 exons. The coding region runs from base 1 to 381 and encodes 126 amino acids.